Molecule: messenger RNA, 2919 nt
Organism: Onthophagus taurus
Lineage: Eukaryota; Metazoa; Arthropoda; Insecta; Coleoptera; Scarabaeidae
Product: piggyBac transposable element-derived protein 4-like
Source: RefSeq, a predicted model, not a curated record
AGCGAGAAUCUCAAUUCAUCGCGAGACGGUACCGGUCUGGUGAGGGAAACAUUCAUAUUUCUGGUAACAUUAAACAGGAGCUUGUUAACAAGUGACCUGGGGAAACCAUUGUUAUAAAACAUUUGGCUAAGAGUCCUUAGAUUCUUCUCUCGAAGGGAUGAGCGGGAGAGCUUAGUGAUUCUAUCUCCAUGGCAGUCACUGUAUUGAUCUUCUGGUGUAUGGGAUGGCCAGAGAAAUAAUUAAUAAACCUUCCAGUAUGCUGUUCUUUACGGUACCAGUCGAUAAGGAGGGCACCGUCAGGUUGCCUGAACAACCGACAAUCCAAAAAGGGAACUGAACAGUUAGACUCAGUCUCAACAGUGAAUUGAAGACGCACAUUAUAUGCAUUGAACACAUCAAGAAUAGUGGUGACACCAUCAGAAGGGACAGCACAAACAAUGUCGUCAACAUAUUUGUAUAUAAAGGGAGGACUGAAGGGUAGCCCAGACAAGGCUUUAGUGACCAGAUCAUCCAUGACAACCUGUGCCAAAAUGGGACUUAGGGAGCUGCCCAUGGGAGUACCGAACACCUUUUAUCAAUUUUACUUAAAAACACAAAUAAAACAAAAUAAAUAAUAAACAAAAAUGAUUUAACAGAAAAACAACUUAACCCUUUCUUUACCAGUGACGUGUAUAUACGGCAAAGCAUAACUUGUCUCUCAGUCCCACUGCCGUAUAUAUACGUUCACCGAUGAAAUGUCUCUAAACCCUCCGCCUGAUAAAUAUGACACUUAUUUCUUUUUUUGCAUGCUUCUUGACCCACCGUCACAUUUAUACGACAGUCUAAUUGUGUCUAAAGGCCCAGUGUCGUAUUAACACGUUUAUAAAUACGUGGUAUUGGAACCACUGCCGCAUAUAUACCGAAAAAUCCCGAAACAUCGCAAAGCCUCUAAACGAUUGGUUUUAGCAAAACGCUGUUCAGUCGCAGUUAUUUCCGUUACGAACAACUAGUACGACGUGAGACACGUUGCAAAAGUACAAGUAAAAUGGCGUCAAGUCAUCAAGGUCCGCCGCGAAAAAGAAAACGUGUUAAGAGUAAUGUUGGUGUAUGCGGCCUCACGGAUGAUGAUAUAAAUAAUAUUUUGGAUAGUUUAGAUUCCGAUGAAGAUCCUUACGUUGAUAGUGGAAGUGAGUAUCAACCUGAAUCAACAGAUAGUGAGGCAAGUGGUGAAGAUGAUGAGAAUGACGAUUUUUUGUGCCCCGAAAAUGAAAGUCUUAGUGAAACAGAGAAUAAAAUAAAUGAGAAGGCGAGCAAUAAAAAAAACGAAAGUGAAGCAAUGAAAAAGGUAAGAAAUGCUUUGGAUGAGAAUUUUUCUAUAGAGUGGAGAAAGCGCCAAUUUAUGCCUGUAAUACAUAACUUUGGUGGCGCAGACUCUGGUGCACGAUUAGAAAACAUGGAAAAUCCUUUAAAAGAAAUGAAUUAUUUUCUUUUAUUUAUGAAUGACGAGGUAGUGGAAAUUAUUAUAAGCGAAACCAAUAAAUAUGCUUCAGAACAGACUUGUAAUAAAAAAAUCAUUUGGAUCCCAAUUACUAAAGAAGAUUUUUUCAAUUUUAUUGCCGUACUCCUACUUGCUGCUCGCCAUAGAAAAAAUAAACUUGUGGAAAAUUGGUCGACCGAUGAAUUACUUCACACUCCGAUAUUUGGGAAAGUGAUGUCAAGAAACCGCUUUCAAAUGAUAUUGCGUAUGUUACAUUUCGCAGAUAAUGCUGAACAAAUUCAAGGUGACUCUUUCCAUAAGUUACGACGAGUUUUCGAAAAAAUUAAAACUUCAUUUGCCCAUAACUUUUCGCCGUUCCAGAACUUAGUAAUUGACGAGAGCUUAGUACUUUUCAAAGGGAGGCUGCUCUUCAAACAAUUUAUAAAAACAAAACGCCAUCGUUUUGGCAUAAAACUAUUUCUGUUGUGCGAUUGUGAGACAGGAUAUGUUCUAAAUUUUAUCGUAUAUACAGGCAAGCAAACAGAAAUAGAGCUAUAUCAAGAUCUGGGAGUGUCAGGAUCAGUUGUAACAACACUAAUACAACCUUAUUUGGAUAAAGGGCACUCUCUUUUUACAGAUAAUUGGUAUACCUCGCCAACACUUUCUACCUACUUAUUUCAGCACAAAACGAACACAUGCGGUACAGUUAGGACAAAUAGAAAGCAAAUGCCAAAUUUAUCAGGUAAUUUGAAGAAGGGUGAGACAACAUCGAUGGCCAGUGACAAUAUUCUAGCAGUCAGAUGGAAAGAUCGCCGGGAAGUUAACAUGCUGACAACUUUUCACAAAGACCAAAUGAUACAGUUGAAUAAGAAAGACCGGAACACAGGAGAAUUUGUGAAAAAACCCGAAUGUGUAGUCCACUACAACCAAAAUAUGGGAGCAGUUGACAGGACUGAUAUGAUGCUCAGUUCUACAGAAUGCGUUAGAAAAACCUUGAAGUGGUACAAGAAGUUGUUCUUCCACAUUCUCGAUUUAUGUGUUUUGAAUAGUCAUGCACUAUUCCUAACCCAACAUCCAGAGAAGUUGGCACUAGCAGAUUUUCAAUUGAGCCUUACUCGACAGUUGCUUGAGAGAUACAAUAUACCAAAAACCAUACAAACCAAGUUCACUCCAACAAAUCUUCAGCGCCUUACUGCACGGCAUUUUCCGACUACCGUACCAAAUAAUAAAGUUCGAAGAUGUAUUGUUCGUUCACAAUCUAAAAUUCGCGACAAAAAGAAGAGACGAGAUUCCAGAUAUAUGUGCGGAGAAUGCAACGUGGGAUUGUGUGUUUCUCCCUGUUUUGGUGAAUAUCACACAAAAGAAGUUUACUAAAAAGUUAUAUUUUUAGAAAAUAUGUUCUUAUAUUAUGUAAGCCAUACUAAUAUAAAUUAUUUGCUGUUAAUAAAAUUUCUAAUAAGUUA